Molecule: messenger RNA, 1409 nt
Organism: Cynara cardunculus var. scolymus (artichoke)
Lineage: Eukaryota; Viridiplantae; Streptophyta; Magnoliopsida; Asterales; Asteraceae
Exons: 7
Coding region: 48-1175 (375 amino acids)
Source: RefSeq, a predicted model, not a curated record
AACUCGACGUCUGCUAAAACCCACACGGUGAUGAAUAGAAAGUGAAAAUGGCAACAAUCGGAUGGUAUGGACCUCUAAUCGAUCUCUCUGAAGCCUCCUCUCACCGUGGGCAUUUCGUUCAACUUCUUGUUCUUGUUCACAAGACCAUUCCUAUUCAGUAUAAAACUUCAGGAGGCGGAAAAGUAAUCAGGACAGACAUUCAGGUUGGUGACGAUACACGUCCGUAUUUCCCUGUUUCCAUAUGGCAAAAGCACAUGGGAUCGAUGUUAACUGCGGGAAAUAUUAUUUUGUUAGAGAAUGUCAAAGUGAUGAGAUUUGGAGAUGUCGUUGAAGCGAGAACAGUUCAGCAGUCAUCCGUACAAUGCUUGGUUGAAACUUAUGAAGCAAUACAUUCUCAAGGUACAAACAAUUUGAUGAUGACUUCUCAUAUUGGACUUGCAACAAAGGAAAAACUUAGGAAAGUUAUUGCAUGGGUGCUGCGAGCAGGACCUACUCUCAAUAAGCAUGUAUCCCACAACCGCAAGAAGAAUCAGAAUUCAUCGAACUGGAAACUCCCAGAGGAGAUGCAAACUAAGGAUUGUUUGUCUCUACUGGAAGUAUCAAAUCUAAAUGAUUCAUGCAAUGUAUCCUUAUUUGCCUCUAUUGGUGAAAUGUUUCUGCCUACAACCACCAGCAGUGAGUUUGAGGAGGAAAGGAUGUUUAUCAGAAGUAGAAUAUCUUGUGCUUAUGAAAACCUAGCUGAAGAUCUCCUUUGUACUGGCUGUCAGUUAUGCGGUGCUCCUUUGAAUUCUGAAUUCGGAUCUAGAAUUGAACAAGAAACCCCUCCACUUUAUUGUCAAAAAAGCUCUAACCGUCUCCAUAUUGUAAGCUUCAUAUACAGACCCUUCCUGUUGUACAUAUGGGAUGAUUCGACAUGUAUUCCUGUUGUUGUAAAAAACAAAGCUGCUGAAUUGUUGGUUGGAAACAUGAAAGCAGAGAGUGUUUACACCAGCUAUAAAAAGCAAGCCUGUAGAAAUGAAGGUAUCAACUUUUACUCACUCUGGUUAAUACUUCUGAAAGCAUUAUUGUUGCAACCAGGGAACAACAGCCCUUUGAAGUUCAAACUUAGAAUUGAUAUGACCAACAACUGGGAUAAUGGGAGGUUUGAGAUGAUAUCUGUGUCACUUCCUCAUUAAGUUUGCAUAUACUUUUCUAUAUUUUAAACCUUUCUAGCCGGUUACAGGUCGUUUUUUUUAAGUUAAAAGAAUGGAAGGAACCACUUUCUAAAAGUUCAAUGGUUUAUUUAUUGAAGAAAGAGUUUGGGGACUUGAAUCAUUCAAAAUUAGAGUUUUCAGCCUAUGUGACAUGAGUUGAUUACGAUGUAUUUUUGCACGUCAUCAAUAGUAAGAAGAUCCAUUGGUUGCUGGUAC